CGCUCAAGACGACAGCCUCUCCCCAAGCUUUACCCCGUCGGGGCGCCCACGUGACCGAGAGCAGGCCUCGACCGUCCCGCCCCAUUCGGCCGCUUGCUACCCACUUCCCGCCCACUUCCCACCCCGGGUGCGUACGCGACGGAGCGGGGUGUGAAGAUGGCGGACGAGGAGGCCGAGCAAGAGAGGUUGAGCCGCGGAGGAGGCGGCUGCGCCGCUGAGCUGCAGCGACUGGGCGAGCGGCUUCAGGAGCUGGAGCGACAGCUGCGGGAGAGCCGGGUACCGGCCGUGGAAGCGGCCACUGAGUACUGUCAGCAGCUGUGCCAGACACUCCUUGAAUAUGCAGAGAAAUGGAAAACUUCGGAAGAUCCCUUACCUUUAUUGGAGGUAUACACAGUGGCUAUCCAAAGUUAUGUUAAAGCGCGACCUUAUCUUACCUCUGAAUGUGAAAAUGUAGCAUUGGUUCUGGAACGCUUGGCAUUAAGCUGUGUCGAACUUUUACUAUGUCUGCGUGUUGAGUUAUCAGAUAAACAGUGGGAACAAUUUCAGACACUGGUGCAGGUAACUAACAUCACAGAGGGGUUAUUUGGACCAAGAUUCUUUACUCCAAAUCCCGUAGCUCAUGAAAAGCUGAUGGAGAAUGGCAGCUGUGAAUUACAGUUUUUAGCUACUCUAGCUCAAGAGACUGGGGUGUGGAAAAACCCGGUACUGUGCACUAUUCUUUCCCAGGAACCAUUGGAUAAGGAUAAAGUGAAUGAAUUUUUAGCUUUUGAGGGUCCCAUCUUGUUGGAUAUGAGAAUUAAACAUCUAAUCAAAACAAAUCAGUUAAGUCAAGCAACUGCUCUAGCAAAGCUGUGUUCUGACCAUCCAGAGAUUGGUACAAAAGGUAGCUUUAAGCAGACUUACCUUGUCUGUCUUUGUACAUCAUCACCAAAUGAAAAGUUAAUCGAAGAGAUUUCAGAAGUUGAUUGCAAAGAUGCACUAGAAAUGAUCUGUAACUUAGAAUCUGAGGGUGAUGAAAAAAGUGCUCUUGUUUUAUGUACUGCAUUUUUAUCACGUCAGCUACAGCAAGGAGAUAUGUACUGUGCUUGGGAACUCACUCUCUUUUGGAGUAAAUUACAGCAAAGGGUAGAGCCAUCUAUACACGUGUACCUAGAGAGGUGUCGUCAACUUUCUUUGUUAACCAAGACGGUUUAUCACAUUUUCUUCCUGAUUAAAGUUAUUAAUUCAGAGACUGAAGGGGCUGGACUUGCCACCUGUAUAGAACUAUGUGUAAAAGCUCUUCGUUUGGAAUCUACAGAAAAUACUGAAGUGAAAAUAUCUAUUUGCAAGACCAUUUCGUGUUUGCUGCCUGAUGAUCUGGAAGUUAAACGUGCUUGUCAACUGAGUGAAUUUCUUAUUGAGCCUACAGUAGAUGCAUAUUAUGCUGUGGAAAUGUUGUAUAACCAGCCAGACCAGAAAUACGAUGAAGAGAAUCUUCCAAUACCAAAUUCUUUACGCUGUGAACUCUUACUCGUGUUGAAAACUCAGUGGCCCUUUGAUCCAGAAUUCUGGGAUUGGAAAACUUUAAAACGACAAUGUCUUGCAUUAAUGGGAGAAGAAGCAUCCAUUGUGUCUUCAAUAGAUGAACUAAAUGACAGUGAAGUAUAUGAGAAAGUAGUAGACUAUCAGGAAGAGAUUAAAGAAACUUCUUUGAAUGGAUUUUCUGGUGGAGUUGGUGCUAAUUCUGGCCGCCUUAAAGACAUUCAUGAUGAGAAACAGAAGAAGAGAGAGAUAAAACAAUUAAGAGAGAGGGGAUUUAUAUCUGCUAGAUUUAGGAAUUGGCAAGCCUACAUGCAGUAUUGUGUGCUAUGUGACAAAGAAUUCCUUGGUCAUAGAAUAGUACGACAUGCUCAGAAACAUUACAAAGAUGGAAUUUACAGUUGUCCCAUAUGUGCAAAGAACUUUAAUUCUAAAGACACCUUUGUCCCUCAUGUCACACUGCAUGUUAAACAAUCUAGUAAAGAGAGACUAGCAGCUAUGAAACCAUUAAGAAGAUUGGGAAGGCCGCCUAAGAUCACAAGUACAAAUGAGAAUCAGAAGACCAAUGCUGUGACCAAGCAAGAACAGCGGCCUAUAAAAAAGAAUAGUCUUUAUUCAACAGAUUUUAUAGUAUUUAAUGACAAUGAUGGUUCAGAUGAUGAAAAUGAUGACAAAGAUAAAUCUUAUGAGCCGGAAGUGAUCCCCAUCCAGAAACCAGUACCUGUUAAUGAAUUUAAUUGCCCUGUUACUUUGUGUAAAAAGGGCUUUAAAUACUUUAAAAAUUUAAUUGCUCAUGUAAAGGGACAUAAAGAUAGUGAAGAUGCCAAGCGCUUUCUUGAAAUGCAAAGCAAAAAAGUUAUUUGCCAGUACUGUAGACGGCAUUUUGUAAGUGUUACUCAUCUCAAUGAUCACUUACAAAUGCACUGUGGCAGUAAGCCAUAUAUCUGUAUACAGAUGAAAUGUAAGGCUGGUUUUAACAGUUACGCGGAGCUCUUAACCCACAGAAAGGAACAUCAAGUCUUUAGAGCAAAAUGUAUGUUUCCUAAAUGUGGCAGAAUUUUUUCAGAAGCUUAUUUACUGUAUGAUCAUGAAGCACAGCAUUACAAUACCUACACUUGUAAGUUCACAGGUUGUGGUAAAGUAUAUCGUUCUCAGAGUGAGUUAGAAAAGCAUCUGGAUGAUCACAGUACUCCCGAAAAAGUGCUGCCUCUCGAAGACCAACUUAAUUCUUCUGGAGAUUCUGUUCAGCCUUUCACAGUUAAUGAGAACACAGAAGGAAGUGCUGAGAAAGAGAGAGCUAUGCUUCCUUCAGAAAAUAAUAUUGAAAACAGCUUCCCAGCAGAUAGAAGUGAUUCUUGGGAUAAAAGCAAGGCAGAAUCACCUGGGACUGAACAAGACCAGAUUUCUGCCUCUGUGCUCAGGCAAGCUGAUGGACCAUUGUCAAAUGGUUUGGAAACUCCUGCUACUACCCCUCUGCUUCAGGCCAGUGAAGUAGCUGUAUCCAUUAAGGUGUCUCUUAAUCAGGGGGUCGAGGAUAACUUUGAAAAGCAAGAAAACUCAGAAGGCACUGGUGAAUCGCUAGUCACAAACUUACAUACACCAGUUGAAGAUACUUGUAAUGAUUUGUGUCUUCCAAGUUUCCCACAGAGAAAAGAACAGGAUUGCUUUAAUGAAGCUCAGGUUAUUCAGAAUUCUGUAGUAAAUUCAGAAACCCUUAAGAUAGGUGAUCUUACUCCAGAAAACUUAGAAAGACAAGUAAACAACCUGAUGACCUUUUCUGUGCAAAAUCAGUCAGAAUUUCAAAACAAUUUACCAACUUCUAAGCUUGAAUGUGGAGGUAGUGUUAAAACAUCAUCUAAUCUUUAUAAUUUACCUCUUAAGACAUUAGAAGCUAUCACAUUUGUUCCACCACAGCCCAGCCUAAGUAAUUCUUUAGGAAUUCCAUCAGUGCCUCCAAAAGCUCCAGUUCAGAAAUUCAGUUGCCAGGUCGAGGGAUGUACUCGUGCCUAUAAUUCUUCACAGAGUAUUGGAAAACACAUGAAGACAGCACACCCAGACCAAUAUGCUGCAUUUAGAAUGCAGCGCAAAAGUAAAAAAGGUCAGAAAUCCAACAACUUAAAUACACCAAAUAAUGGAAAAUUUGUGUAUUUUUUGCCAUCACCAGUGAGCAGUUCUAAUAGUGCAUUUUUUACACCACAGACCAAAGCCAAUGGGAAUUCCACUGGUUCAGCCCAGUUGCAGCAUGUCUCACCCAUUUUCCCAGUUCAUAUAGCAAGUGUGUCAACUCCACUGUUGCCCUCAAUGGAAAGUGUCAUAAAUCCAAAUAUUCCUUCUCAGGAUAAAAAUGAACAAGCUAAUAUGUUGUGUUCCCAAAUGGAAAAUUUGUCUAAUACUACUUUGCCAGCACAAAUGGAAGAUCUAACCAAAACAGUUUUGCCUUUGAAUAUUGACAGUGGCUCAGAUCCUUUCCUUCCUUUGCCUGCAGAAAAUAAUUCAAUAUCUCUCUUUCCUUCACCAGCAGAUAGUGGAACUAAUUCUGUUUUCUCCCAACUGGAAAAUAAUACAAAUCAUUUUUCCUCACAGGUUGAGGGAAACACCAAUUCCUCCUUUCUAAAGGGGGGUAAUGGUGAAAACGCAGUUUUUCCUUCCCAAGUGAAUGUUGCAAAUGACUUCAGUAGUACAGGUGCCCAACAGCCUGCACCUGAUAAAGUUAAAAAAGACCAUGGGCGGGGGCCAAAUGGGAAGGAAAGAAAACCCAAGCACAACAAAAGGGCUAAAUGGCCUGCAAUUAUCAGAGAUGGGAAAUUUAUCUGUAGCAGGUGUUACAGGGCUUUUACUAAUCCCAGAUCACUGGGUGGACAUUUAUCUAAGCGAUCUUACUGUAAGCCACUGGAUGGAGCAGAAAUUGCUCAAGAACUUCUACAGAAUAAUGGACAGCCUUCUCUUCUUGCCAGCAUGAUACUCUCCACAAAUGCAGUAAAUUUGCAGCAGCCACAGCAAUCUGCCUUCAACCCAGAAGCGUGUUUUAAAGAUCCAUCGUUCCUGCAGCUUCUUGCUGCUGAAAAUCGUUCAUCAACAUUUUUAUCAAAUACAUUUCCUCGGACUGGUGUGACUAACUUUAAUACCAGUGUUAGUCAAGAGGGAAGUGAAAUUAUUAAACAGGCUUUGGAAACUGCUGGCAUUCCCAGUACAUUUGAAGGUGCAGAAAUGCUUUCUCAUGUCAUUCCAUCAGGUUGUGUCUCAGAGGCAACACAAAUAAAUGCAACGGUCAUGCCAAAUCCAACUGUGCCACCCAUUUUGCAGACUAUAUGCCACCCAAACACCCUGCUGACGAACCAAAAUAGAACACCAAACCCCAAAACUCCCUCCAUUGAUGAAUGCAGCAGUUUGCCUAUCUUUCCAACAAAUGACCUGAUUCUGAAGACUGUUGAAAAUGGUUUGUGCUCUAGUUCAUUCCCUAAUUCUAGUGCACCAUCACAAAAUUUUACCAGUAACAGUUCACGUGUUUCAGUUAUAAGUGGUCCUCAGAACACAAGGUCCCAUCAUCUAAAUAAAAAGGGAAACAGUGCCUCUAAGAGAAGAAAGAAAGUUGCUCCUCCACUGAUUGCACCUAAUGCUUCCCAAAACUUGGUAACAAGUGACUUGACAGCAUUGGGAUUAAUAGCAAAGAGUAUUGAUAUACCAACUUCUAACCUUCAUUCUAGCAUAAUCCCAAAUUGUGAACCUCAGGGUUUGGUAGAAAAUCUAACACAGAAAUUAAACAGUGUUGACAAUCAGUUGUUUAUGACUGAUGUAAAAGAAAACUUCAAAACCAAUCAUGAGUCCCAUACAGUUUUAACACCUUUAACAGUAAAAACUGAAAAUGGUGAUUCCCAAAUGAUGACUUUGAAUUCAUGCACAACUUCAAUAAAUUCUGAUUUGCAGAUUUCUGAAGACAAUGUUAUACAAAACUUUGAAAAGACUCUUGAAAUUAUUAAAACUGCUAUGAAUUCUCAAGUAGAGGUAAAAGGUGGAUCUCAGGGUGUUGGUGAAACAUCACAGAAUGCACAAAUAAAUUAUAACAUUCAAAUUCCUUCAGUAAACAUUGUACAAAAUAAAUUACCUGAUUCUUCUCAGUUUUCUUCUUUCAUUGGCGUCAUACCAACAAAAAGUAAUAAUCCUCAGUCUGAAGUGUUACAUAAGGAGGAUCAAAUACAAGAAAUUUUAGAAGGCUUACAGAAAUUAAAAUUAGAAAAUGACCUAUCCACUCCAGCAUCCCAGUGUGUUCUAAUAAAUACAUCAGUGACAUUGACUCCCACUCCUGUUAAAUCAAUUCCAAAUGCCACAGUUGUCCAGCCAAUUUCUGAAAUGAUAAAUAACAUUCAGUUUAGUGAUAGAGUUAAUAAACCCUUUGUGUGUCAAAACCAAGGCUGUAAUUACAGUGCUAUGACAAAGGAUGCCCUAUUUAAGCACUAUGGUAAAAUUCACCAAUACUCUCCAGAGAUGAUUCUUGAAAUUAAGAAGAAUCAGUUGAAAUUUGCUCCAUUUAAAUGUGUAGUACCCACGUGUACAAAAACAUUUACAAGAAAUUCCAAUCUCCGGGCUCACUGUCAGUUGGUACAUCAUUUUACAACAGAAGAAAUGGUAAAGUUAAAAAUAAAAAGGCCAUAUGGAAGAAAAUCUCAGAAUGAAAAUAUGUCAACCCCACGAAUUACACAAGUUAAAAAGCAGCUAUCUAUGACAGAGGAAAAUAAAAGGGAAUUCCAGCCUGCUUUAGACUUGGGAGCAAAGAAGGAAAAUGCCCUGGGUAAUGUAGCAGUGAGCCCAGAAAAACAGCUCACAGAAAAAAAAAGUCCUGAAAAAACAGAAGGUUCUUCACAAGUCAUUACAGUUACUUCAGAGCAAUGUAAUGCAAAUUCUCUCACAAAUACACAAACCAAAGGAUGGAAAAUUAGGAGAUAUAAAAAAGAAAAGGAGGAGAAAAAAUGCAAGAAGCCAGUUUCCCAAUCUCUUGAAUUUCCAACAAGAUACAGCCCCUACAGACCUUAUCGAUGCGUUCAUCAGGGUUGCUUUGCUGCCUUUACAAUACAGCAAAACUUGAUUCUUCAUUACCAGGCUGUACACAAAUCUGAUCUAUCUGCAUUUUCUGCCGAGAUUGAAGAGGAAAACGAGACUGGUAAAGAAAGUGAUGAAAUUGAAGCUAAACAAACUGUAAAAGAAUUUCGAUGCCAGGUGAGUGAUUGCUCUCGAAUUUUCCAAGCAAUUACUGGCCUAAUACAACACUACAUGAAACUUCAUGAGAUGACUCCUGAGGAAAUUGAAAGUAUGACUGCUUCUGUUGAUGUUGGGAAAUUUCCAUGUGAUCAAUUAGAGUGUAAAUCCUCAUUUACUACCUACUUGAACUAUGUUGUUCAUCUUGAGGCGGACCAUGGAAUCGGGUUAAGGGCAAGUAAAGCAGAAGACGAUGGCAUAUACAAGUGUGAUUGUGAAGGUUGUGACCGUAUGUAUGCAACUCGGUCUAAUCUCCUCCGACACAUUUUUAAUAAGCAUAAUGACAAACAUAAAGCUCAUUUGAUUCGACCAAGAAGAUUAACACCUGGUCAGGAAAAUAUAUCAAGCAAGGCAAACCAAGAAAAAAAAUCUAAACAUCGGGGAACAAAACACAGCAGACCUGGAAAGGAAGGAAUCAAAACACCUAAGACCAAACGAAAGAAAAAAAAUAAUUUAGAAAAUAAGAACACAAAGAUUGUGCAGAUUGAAGAAAAUAAGCCUUAUUCUCUGAAACGUGGAAAGCAUGUAUAUUCAAUAAAGGCUAGAAAUGAUGCCUUAUCUGAGUGUACAAGCAGAUUUGUAACCCAGUAUCCAUGUAUGAUAAAGGGUUGCACAUCAGUUGUUACAAGUGAAAGCAAUAUAAUUAGACAUUAUAAGUGUCAUAAAUUAUCUAAGGCAUUUACAUCACAACACCGCAAUCUUCUUAUUGUCUUCAAACAGUGUUCAAACUCACAAGAAAAGGAAACUUCUGAGCAAGAAGGUGAAAAAAGUGGUGUGAAAAAUUCUGACACUUGUGUAUCAGAGAGCAAUGACAACUCAAGAACGACUACAAUUCCACAGAAAGGAGUUGAAAAAAAUGAAAAAGAUGAAAUGGAUGAGCUAACAGAAUUAUUUAUUACAAAACUAAUAAAUGAAGACAACACAAGUUUGGAGACCCAACCUAAUACUUCUUCAAAUGUAAGUAAUGAUUUUCAGGAAAAUAACCCCUGUGAGUCAGAAAAACAAAAAGCAAGUAAUUUGAAGAGAGUUAAUAAAGAAAAAACUGUCUCACAAAACAAAAAGAAGAAAAUUGAAAAAGUUGAAGCAGCAUCGGCAGUUGAGUUAAGUGACAUUCAUAAAGAAGAAGAAACUGCUGUUGGAAUUCAGACCACUGAGGAGCAUCCUGCAUUUUUUGACUGGAGCUCAUUUAAACCAAUGGGAUUUGAAGCAUCAUUUCUUAAGUUUCUUGAGGAAUCUGCAGUGAAGCAGAAGAAAAGUACUGAGAAAGACCAUCCAAAUAGUGUAACUAAAAAAGGAUACCAUUCAAAUUCAAGGAAAAACAUUGAUAAGACUGGUGUGACUAGUGGGAACCACAUAUGUUCUUGUAAAGAAAGUGAAACCUUUGUACAAUUUGCCAAUCCAUCACAGCUUCAGUGCAGUGAUAAUGUAAAAAUUGUUUUAGACAAGACUCUUAAAGAUUGCACUGAACUUGUCUUAAAGCAGCUUCAGGAAAUGAAACCUACCGUCAGUCUGAAAAAACUUGAAGUACAUUCAAAUGAUCCAGAUGUGUCUGUUACGAAAGAUAUCAGUAUAAGUAAAGCCACAGGGAGAGGGCAGUACUGAUGACUAAUGUACCAUAAAUAUAUCAUUUGCAGUUUUGUUUAAAAUAGGAAGCCAUCAAGCAUGCUAGAAUUGUGAAUUUUUUUCAUUAUUUUUUUGUUGUUGACAUCAGUUGACCAGAAAAAAGAAGGAAAAAAAAAACAAAACAUGGCAUUCGUCAUGUAAACUUUUUGUUUUUAUCCCUAUGGGACUUGAGGAACAGAAUUAAUACUACAGUUUUUGUAAAUAGUUGAGCUAAACCUCAAAUUUCUAUCAACCAGUUGCCCUUUCCAUGAACUAAAUUCUGAAUUAUCUGUGUGAUUGAUAAUGUUUCACCAAGUCACUGCUCAUGUAUAACAGUACUCUUUGUUUGUAGAUACAUUUUUUGUAUAUAUUUAUUAUUGUAAAUCAUUUGCUGCCACCAGCAGUCUUUAAGUCUAAACUAUUAAAUGACACAUUUAUAUUUGGAAUUUUCAUUUUUAACUAGGUGAUCAAGUUUUUAAAACUUAUUUUAUUGUGUUUAAUUAAGAACUUUUUGGACUAAAUGUAGAAAUUUUGCCAUAGUCCAUUCGUUUUUACAUAAAGCAUUUAUUUACAGAAUGAUCUUGAGAUUACUUUUCACAGAGUAGGUACAUUACAUUGACACCUUGCUCUGCUUUGUAAACUUACCGCCCAAGAUUUUUGGGUGGUUUUCAUGUGAAACUAAUGCAGAUUCUUUAGCAGUUUCCUAUAGCUACAGAUUUUUUUUCAUUGCUUCUAAUUGGAUAUAAUUACUAUGAUUCCAUGAAUUAUUAUGGAAAUGUGAAUAAAGAAUUUAUUACAUUGAAGAUUUUAAACAUUUGGUAUUAAAAAAAAAAUCCUUUGUGAAUGUGAUAGAAACUAGUAGUGUGGAGCAGUGUAAAUAUUUGAGGUGGUGAUUUGUGAAGUAGCCCAGUAUUGCCUUAAAUAAAACCACGUUUCAUUUCUUGUUUUAUACAUGUGAUCUUAUAAGGGUUUUGUUUGGUUUGGUUUUUUCCAUUUUCUGAAAUUUAUAGAUUGGUGUAUAGCUUUAAACUGUAUAAACUUUUGUGGAAAGAUUUUUUUAAACAUUUUUAUAAAUCUUAAAAUUCGUAUCAUCAAAGUGAGCCCAUCUUGUGUUUAUAAAAUGCAAGAGUUCUUAACACUUAUAAUUAUAUAGAUAAAACACUUUCUAUAAGGAAGUUGGAUGUUUUGAUUUUACUGUUUAUAGACGUUAGAUUGUACAGAUUUGUCUGUAUUUUCCCACCAUAUCUAAUGAUACUUUUUUCAUUAGAUUGGUCUUCAAGAGCAGUAUUAGUUGUUAAAAUUGAUUAUUUUAGAUAUUCAGUAUAUAGUUAGCUCUUAUAAUUUAGCUUAAUUCACCAUAUUUAUACUGUGGAUUCACAGCCAGAGAUAGAGGUUACUUCAGGAGCAUUUAUGACCUUCAUUUAAAUUCCAACUAAAAUCAGUACCGGACACAAAAGAAAACAUCCUUUCAACAUUACUUUUGUUUCUGUUUGCCAUAAAUAGCAUUGAGUUUUGACUUUGUGUUUGUUAUAAAAUAGUUGUGUUCAUAAUACUAUUAGCCUGAGAUAUUGAAGAUAUUGUGAUGAUAUGAAUAUGUGUAUAUUCCCUGUGCAACAUCAAAUAUGCAGGAAAAAUGAAGCACUUAACAGUAACUGAAAUCGCUGGUACUCUGAAUAAAUAAGCAUGGUCAAGGAGUGAAUUAUUUUCUUUUGGAAAUUAUUUUUUUAAAGUAUUAUAGUUUUAUUGUUAGGGCCUAAUGGGUUAUAUUGAAUAGUUGGUUUCACCUCCUGAAGAUUUAUUACCAGUAUGCUUAAAACUUGGCACAUUAAAAUUCCUACCCUUUGAGAAGCCCACUGUUAUUUAUUAAAAUAAAAGUUGUUUAUAUGGGUGGUUAA
This is a messenger RNA of Choloepus didactylus (southern two-toed sloth), 10265 nucleotides long. It is a transcript of the gene ZNF292, whose product is annotated as zinc finger protein 292. Gene Ontology annotation, biological process: regulation of transcription by RNA polymerase II. Gene Ontology annotation, molecular function: DNA binding; DNA-binding transcription factor activity, RNA polymerase II-specific. The transcript is spliced from 10 exons. Gene Ontology annotation, cellular component: nucleus. The coding region runs from base 157 to 8370 and encodes 2737 amino acids. The record is from RefSeq and is a predicted model, not a curated record. NCBI's taxonomy places the organism in Eukaryota, Metazoa, Chordata, Mammalia, Pilosa, Megalonychidae.